This is a messenger RNA of Clunio marinus, 360 nucleotides long. The record is from the annotation of a GenBank genome assembly. Lineage: Eukaryota; Metazoa; Arthropoda; Insecta; Diptera; Chironomidae.
AUGAAAAAGUUUAAUAUAUUUUAUGCGGUUUUCGCAUUUCUCCUGGUUACAAGUGCAAUUUGUAAUGAAACGAAGGAAAAUUUGGUUGACGUUGAUGAUGAAAGUGAAAACAUGACAUUAUCAGAUGUAAAAAACAAUGAUUCUGAAAAGGAUAUCGAAAUGGAGUCUGUGGAGAUGACAACGACACUUAAUGAGUUAGAAAUAAAGAACAACAAAUCCGAAACAUUAGAAGUAGAAACAACGACACCAUUCGAAACUACAACUCAAGUGACCACAACUAUAAUGCCAAGUUUGAAGACGUUACAAUUUAAUCCGGAAGAUCUCAAUGUUACUAAAAGUUUGAUUAAGGAAAUAGCGUAA